CCGGCAUGCAUGUGUAGCAGUUCGCCCACGCUGCAUAAACAACUCUAUCUCAACGGCGACGACGCUCCCAUCUUAACAGCCAGGAAGCUGGCGUCUUGCUUGUCCUUGUUCUUUUCCCACCCGGCUACCCCCGUCGUCGCCGCCGCUUUCCCCGUGGUUUCAGAGCUCCAGUCGGCUAGCUAGGCCGCCUGGCUAAUCUCCCUGCCUUCUAUAAGUACAGGUUCAUUGUGUGCUGUGCUCCCAGCUCCAUCACUGACACAAGAGAGCACGCUACUACUCAUCACUCGCCAACGUGCAGAGAUCAGGGAAGCGGCACUCCAUCCACUGACUGACCGCUCAUGGCGAAGGUCCACCUCUACGUCGCCGCGGCCUGCGCCGUCGUCCUCGCGCUCGCCACCCCGGCCCUCGCCGGUGACCCCGACAUGCUGCAGGACGUCUGCCCGGCUGACUACGCCUCCCCGGUGAAGCUGAACGGGUUCGCGUGCAAGGCGAACUUUUCGGCGGACGACUUCUUCUUCGACGGGCUGAGGAACCCGGGCAACACCAACAACCCGGCGGGCUCCGUGGUGACGGCGGCCAACGUGGAGAAGUUCCCGGGCGUGAACACGCUGGGCGUCUCCAUGGCGCGCAUCGACUACGCGCCGGGCGGCCAGAACCCGCCGCACACGCACCCGCGCGCCACCGAGAUCAUCUUCGUCCUCGAGGGCACGCUCGAGGUCGGCUUCAUCACCACCGCCAACGCGCUCUUCACCAAGACCGUCACCAAGGGCGACGUCUUCGUCUUCCCGCGCGGCCUCGUCCACUUCCAGCAGAACAGGGGGCACGGCCCCGCCGCCGUCGUCGCCGCCUUCAACAGCCAGCUCCAGGGCACGCAGGCCAUCGCCAUGACGCUCUUCGGCGCCGUGCCGCCCGUGCCCUCCGACAUCCUCGCCAAGGCCUUCCGCAUCAGCAGCGGCGAGGUGGACCACAUCAAGGCCAACUUCGCGCCCAAGUAGAGAUCCAACGUCUGCAUUCCCUUGAUUUUCUCAAUAAUAAAUCCCCGCGGUGUGCAGUUCGAUUUGUUCGUCUUCGCUUGGUUUGGUUCGAGACAUUGCUGACCACGCUUGUUACUGCUAAUUUGUGCGGACCGGAGGGAGUUGCUUGUGCUCCGAUAAAUAAGAUAAAUAAUCAAUUCUAUCGUCGUCUGGGUUGCUUUGA
This is a messenger RNA of Zea mays, 1197 nucleotides long. Its product is annotated as rhicadhesin receptor. Gene Ontology annotation, molecular function: manganese ion binding. Lineage: Eukaryota; Viridiplantae; Streptophyta; Magnoliopsida; Poales; Poaceae. The record is from RefSeq and is marked validated.